Solanum dulcamara is the source of this 906-nucleotide messenger RNA. Its product is annotated as ethylene-responsive transcription factor ERF106-like. Bases 108 to 719 code for a protein of 203 amino acids. Gene Ontology annotation, biological process: ethylene-activated signaling pathway; regulation of DNA-templated transcription. The record is from RefSeq and is a predicted model, not a curated record. The transcript has a single exon. Lineage: Eukaryota; Viridiplantae; Streptophyta; Magnoliopsida; Solanales; Solanaceae. Gene Ontology annotation, molecular function: DNA binding; DNA-binding transcription factor activity.
CAAGCACAUUCACUACAAAACUUUCAGACUCUCACAGACAUAAACACAAACACCUUCACUGCAAUUCUCAAACUUCAGCUGGAAAAAACCAAAAAGUAAUACUGAAAAUGACGAAACCAGAUGAAGGAUUAACAUUAGAACUCAUACGACAACAUCUCCUCGAAGAUUUCACAACUACAGAAUCAUUCAUCAACAGUCUCAAUUCUUGUUUUUCCGAUCAUAUCUCCUCCUUCGACAACAUCUCCCCUGUUUUCACUUCAGUAAAAACAGAGCCAUCUACAUCCAGUUCCCUUUCAGAUUCACCCAAUUCCUCAUACUCCAAUGAACCCAAUUCACCAAUUUCCCGUUACUUCAAUCUCCACGCCGAUUUCCCCGAAUUCAAAAUCGAUUCAGAUACCAUCCUCAGCUCAGCUUCCGAUAGCUCCGCCGGUUCUAAUGAAGAUAAUAAUAAGAAGAAGAAUUACAGAGGGGUGAGGAGAAGGCCAUGGGGAAAAUUUGCAGCGGAGAUAAGAGAUCCAAGUAGAAAAGGAUCGAGGAUUUGGUUGGGUACUUUUGAUACUGAUGUGGAUGCUGCUAGAGCUUAUGAUUGUGCGGCGUUUAAGAUGAGGGGAAGAAAAGCUAUUCUGAAUUUUCCGUUGGAUGCCGGAAAAUCUGGUGCUCCGGCGAAUAUUGGCCGGAAAAGAAGAAGAGAGAACAAGAUGGAUAUGGUGAAUUUGUAAAAAAAGGGCUAUGGUGAAUUUGUAAAAAAAAACUAGUUACAUUCCUCUUCUUAGGUGAAUGUGUAAUUUAUCUGAAAUAUGUUAAUUACUGUACUAAACUCCCUUACAUUAAAAUAUUAUCCUAUAAAUUAAAUUUUGAUGAACAAAUUUGAAUUCUUAAAAGUGAUGAAUGUUUUGUUUAUUUGAA